UGAUUUGAGUAAAGGGUUAGAGAAAGAGAAAGAAUUAGUCGAUUCUUCCAGCAACAAGUUUGAUUUUUGAUCCGGUCGAUCUAAAUCCGAAGACAUAUAUAUCUUGUUGUAGCAGAGAAAUUAAGUUUUGGGCGAGGGGGAGAUAGAAUGUGGGUGUUCUACCUCAUCUCGCUUCCAUUGACGCUGACAAUGGUGGUUUUGACGCUAAUUUACUUUGCUGCUUCUCAAGUUCCUCGUUACGUUCUCUUCACAGUUGGAUAUGCCUGGUUCUGCUCUCUUUCCAUUAUCAUCCUCGUCCCUGCUGAUAUCUGGACGACCACAAGUGGUUCUUUAAAUGGUGGAAUAUCUUUCUUAUGGAGUUGGUCAUAUUGGAGUACAUUUUUGCUUACUUGGGGUCUUGUUCCCCUUAUUCAAGGUUUUGAAGAUGCUGGAGACUUCACGGUGACAGAGAGAUUGAAGACUAGUAUACAUGCGAACUUGAAGUUCUAUGCCAUCUUGGGAUCGAUUGGUCUCUUUGGAAUUGUUCUCCUCUCUCUUAUGCACAAAGAUGGGAGUGAUGACAUUCGGGGCUUAGCUAUGGCAUGUUCAAAUACUUUUGGGCUCAUAACAGGUGCAUUUCUCCUUGGUUUUGGUUUAAGUGAAAUUCCGAAAAGUAUAUGGAGAAAUGCUGAUUGGACCACUCGACAGAAGAUUAUCUCUCACAAAAUCAGCAGCACUGCAGCAAAACUUGAUCACGCUGAACAAGAAUUGUCAAAAGAAAUUAUGGUUGCCCAAAUGACAUCCAAUCAGAUGCCUAAGCAUGACCCGUUGAGACCUUGCUUGGACGUUAUCAACAACAUGUUGGUGGAAAUGUUUCGGGAAGACCCAUCCUUGAAGCCCCAAUGGAGUCUUUUAGAGAAGAAUGAUAUGGAUUAUGGUGCUGAUGAGAAAUCGAUGUCCAAACUUAGACGGAAUCUUAGGAAUGCUCGAGGGGAGUAUUAUCGCCAUAAAAGCGAGUACGUGAAAUAUGUCAUGGAAGCCUUUGAAUUGGAGGAUACAAUCAAGAAUCGUGAACACUGUGGUUCAACCGGAUGGAAAUUUGUUUCAAGCUUGAGACCUGCACGUUCUGGCAAAAUAGGGUCUUUUUUCGAUUCAAUGGAAUUAAUCUGGAGAUGUUUUCUGAAGAUGCAACUUCAAAGACUAUUUGCCUUUGUUCUUGGUUGUAUGUCUGCUGCUAUUCUUUUAGCAGAGGCAACAUUGUUGCUAAGUGAACUUGAUUUAUCCAUGUUCUCAAUUCUCAUAAAAUCUGUCAGAAAGCAGGAGGCACUUGUUCAGCUGGCCGCUUUUGUCCCUCUUAUGUACAUGUGCAUCUGUACAUAUUACUCAUUGUUCAGAGUUGGGAUGCUUAUGUUUUACUCUCUAACACCCCGACAAACAAGUUCCGUCAACUUACUUAUGAUAUGCUCGAUGGUUGCUCGUUAUGCUCCUUCAAUUUCAUACAAUUUUCUGAACCUUCUCAACCUAGAUGGGAAGAUUACUGUGUUUGAAAAGCGUAUGGGGACUAUCGGUGAUGCCAUUCCAUUCUUUGGGAAAAACUUCAAUAAGAUAUAUCCAUUAAUUAUGGUCGUCUACACAUUGUUGGUUUCAUGUAAUACCUUUACCCGGAUAAGUAACUAUUCUGGGAACUUGAAGAAGUUUAGAUUCCAAAUGGAGGAAGAUGAUACAGAUGGAUUUGAUCCAUCUGGCUUACUGAUCUUGCAAAAAGAAAGAAUGUGGCUUGAACAAGGGCAUGCAAUCUGUGAAGAUGCUGUUCGAUUUCCGAGUAGUCGCGGAUUUUCAAACAUGGAUAUUGAAGAAUCAAGCUUCAGUAACUUGGCUCAGAAGAUAAAUGUUGCUGAACUGAAUGCAUCAAACAGAGGAGUGAGGUCUAUAGAAAGUUCAUCGUCCAGGUACAAUAGUAAACGCGAAGAGAUUAGCAGAAAGUACGCGGCUAAAAGAGAACUGGUUCGGAAAGAUGGGCUAGAAGAUUCGGCAAAGGUCCCUUUACUGGAUUCUGGGAAUUCAGCAGGGCCUAGAAAGUUUAUUCCCUUAAACUGUACCAAACUUUUCUCUAGUAUCUCUUUGUUUGAAUCCUUAGAUGGUGCUGAAAUUAGUAAGUUUGAUCUCCCACGAGAUAAUAAUGCAUUUGAUUGAA
Molecule: messenger RNA, 2173 nt
Organism: Impatiens glandulifera
Lineage: Eukaryota; Viridiplantae; Streptophyta; Magnoliopsida; Ericales; Balsaminaceae
Product: LMBR1 domain-containing protein 2 homolog A-like
Exons: 14
Coding region: 148-2172 (674 amino acids)
Cellular component (GO): membrane
Source: RefSeq, a predicted model, not a curated record